Messenger RNA from Drosophila elegans, 3596 nucleotides. Its product is annotated as protein toll. Gene Ontology annotation, cellular component: membrane. The record is from RefSeq and is a predicted model, not a curated record. Lineage: Eukaryota; Metazoa; Arthropoda; Insecta; Diptera; Drosophilidae. Gene Ontology annotation, molecular function: transmembrane signaling receptor activity; protein binding. Bases 155 to 2545 code for a protein of 796 amino acids. The transcript is spliced from 2 exons. Gene Ontology annotation, biological process: toll-like receptor signaling pathway; innate immune response.
AAUCAGCUGUGGUUUAGUCAUAGCCGAAACUUUGCCGUGUUCACGUACUAAAUAUUCGCAGCGCGUUUCUCGUUCCUCGAUUGUCGCAAAAACCAGACCCAAUAUAAUCAUAAAUACUAAAUGCCAAAAAAGGGGCAAGUGAAGUGUCCGCAAAAUGUUUAGCUAUUUGCCGGUAGUGUGGCUUCUUUGGACUCUUACGACGGUGCCAGUGCACCGGGUGAUGGGUCAGAUAAUACCGCUGCCCACUUUUUGCGAGGGUCAUAGCCCGGAGUGCACUUGUGCCGCAGAGGCGAAUGUGGUGCGUUUCCAUUGCCCCGAUGAGUAUGCCAUGCUGCUGGAGGUCGGCGAACCGGGGGCAUCGCUAUACAUGAGCUACUACGCCUCAGGCGAGUUGCAAUGGCUGCCGCGUUUCAAUAUCAGUGAGGUUGUUAAAAUCGAGUUCGAUGCCUAUAGCUUCUGGCCGGAGGCGUUCCUGGCCGAUCUGUUUAAAACACUGGGAGUGAAGAAUGUUACAUCAGUGAUAUUUAGAGAUCGCACAGCAGAGACUGUGGUCACGCGAGAUGUCCUCAAUUCAAGCGAUGGUUAUCAGGAGUCAUCUGUGGCCGGAAAUAUAACCAGCUGGCAUUUUGGAGCCGUUCCUGGCCUGAAAAAGUUUAAAUUCUACAGCGCUGUGGAGGAAAUACAGGAGUCCAUUUUCCACGAAUUCGAUAGUCUCAAGGAACUGCGGCUCAAUGUGGCAGUGAAACAGCUGCCGGGCAAUCUACUGUCCACGGUCAAGGGAACUUUGGAAGCCUUGACCAUCGAAAGUCCCGCCAUGAUCGCUUUCAAAGACCCGCUGCUUCGAGAACUGCAGCAGUUGCGGAACCUGAGUAUUUUACUAAUUCAUCCACAACGUGGACGGGACCAACUGCAGCCGCAUUUCUUUGGAUCCAUGAAGAACCUGGUGGAGGUGCGUUUGACCCAGGCCACAGGUCGUGUGAACCGGAAAAUGUUUAAGGGCACCGAGCAGUUGCAGCUCAUCAAGAUGAAUGGCAACGACGAUCUGACGGAGCUGCCCGGUGAAAUAUUCCUGGAUCAGGUCAAUUUAGUCACCCUGGAUCUAUCCUGCAAUGCGAUCAACAAACUGCACAGUGACGUCUUCAAAGGCCUGCGCAAUCUAACCCAUCUGGAUCUAACCAAAAAUAGACUGACUGACUUAUCAAGCACCAUUUUCGCGCCACUGACAUCGCUGACCGUGCUGCGUCUGAACAAGAACUCCCUGACCGCCAUGUCGCCCAGUGUGUUCCGCGAGGUGGUCAGUCUGAACUACAUCGAGAUGGUGAACACGCAGUUCUACGGGGCCACACUGCUGAUGGGCUACGAGGCGGUGGUGUGCACCAAUGAGGAGACCUGCCAGUACAAGUCGGCGGAUUGGCAGUGCGAUCCUCGUUGCAUUUGCUGGGUGCAGCAGCAUAUACGAGACCUGAUUGUGGACUGUCGUGGCUCGAAUUUGGGGCAACUGCCGGAUUUGCCGCACACCACACUGGUGAGCACGGUGCUCAAGGUGGGAAACAAUAGCCUCACGCGACUGCCCACCAUCGACGAGCAUCGUGGUUAUGCCAAUGUGAGUCGUCUCUUCCUGGCGGACAAUAAUCUCACCAGUUUGGGAUCUGGUGACCAGUUGCCGGCCAAUUUGACCCACCUGGAUGUACGCAGCAAUCAGAUACAGUCGAUCAGCGAGGAGUUCUUGGAGUUCAUGCAGCUGGCGAACAACACCAUGACGCUUUCGUUGUCGGGCAAUCCCAUAUCCUGCGACUGUGCCGCACUGCCACUCCUCUUUUUCGUGCGCACAAACCCGCAGAGAGUGCAGGACAUAGGGAGUGUGAUGUGUGCCAGGCAGAAGAAGGCCCUGCAGCAGAUGGAGGCCUUCGAGCUGUGCCCCUCGUAUGUCCUGCUCAUCAGCUGCGUGGUUGGUGGCCUCGUGAUCGUUGGCUGCCUGAUCACCGUCUUCUACCUGAUGUUCCGGCAGGAGCUGAAGAUCUGGCUGUACAACAACAACCUCUGCCUGUGGUGGGUGUCCGAGGAGGAGCUGGACAAGGACAAGACCUACGACGCCUUCAUCUCGUACUCGCACAAGGACGAGGAGUUGAUCGGCAAGCUGCUGCCCAAGCUGGAGAGCGGUCCGCAUCCGUUCCGGAUAUGUCUGCACGAUCGCGACUGGCUGGUGGGCGAUUGCAUUCCCGAGCAGAUUGUGCGCACCGUCGACGACUCGAAACGGGUGAUCAUUGUGCUGUCGCAGCACUUCAUCGACUCGGUGUGGGCACGCAUGGAGUUCCGGAUCGCCUACCAGGCCACUUUGCAGGACAGGCGCAAGAGGAUCAUCAUCAUUCUGUACCGCGAACUGGAGCACAUGAACGGCAUCGAUAGCGAAUUGCGGGCAUACCUCAAGCUAAACACCUACCUCAAGUGGGGCGAUCCGCUCUUCUGGAGCAAAUUGUGCUACGCCAUGCCACACAAUCGAAGGGUUCUGAAGGGCCAAAAGAAGCAUGCUGGUCCCCUCAUCUAAGUUUAAAACUCUAGGUUACCGCAAAUAUACUCAAUCGCAUACAAUUCUCCUGAAAAGGUCUUAAAAAGCUUGGAAGUUAAAGGAGUUAAUCAAAAACUUUACUAAGAGUUCAAUAAAUAUUUUUUUAAAAAAAAUAUAAAGUAUUUAUACAGAGAUAAGCUUCAUGAUAUUUACAACAAUCAUAGUUAAGUUUUAACAUAAAAGUAUAAUAAUAAACUAAGCCUAAAUUUAAGUUUAAAUUCGGACGCUUUGAGCUUUUAUUUCGAAUUAUUGUGUGAUGUUAUUUUCAGAAAAUAAUUGUACAAGUAAUAUUUACAACAAAAACAAUUAAUUUAUUAAUGAAAGAAAAUAAAUAUUAAGCUUAAUGACAACAGUGUUUAAUAUCAUUAACUAAUCCAUUUGCCAAAUUAAGUUUUAAAUGCAAUGUGUUGCAUAUGCGUAUCGUUUAUUUAUGUUGUUUUUUUGACCGAAUUCAAUUCAAAACUUUUAUUUAAUUAGCUAUUAAUUGUUAAGGUAAUUAACACUGACGUUAGCAUCAAUAUUUGCAACACUAUAUCGAAGAUAAAAGCACAUAUUUGCCUCAAGCGCAUUAAUUACCUUAAUUGAAUUGAUAGCAACUGAUUAAUGCAGCCUCGAAUGGCUUUUUAGUUCAAUAUAGUAUAUUCAAUUAAAUUUUUGAGCUAUGGUAUGGAUAAAAUAUUAAUGAUGGGUAUGAACAUAAUAAAUCAGAUUAAGUUAUAUUAAAUUAUAUACAAGUUACAGUUUCCUGAGUUAUCAACAAACAAUUUAUAAGAUUACAAAAAGAAAUGUGAAUGAAAGCGAAAUUAAUCACUUUUAAAAAGGCUUUUCAUUCCGUUUAAAUUUUUAAUUUACCAAAGGGACUUACGAAGUGGACAUUGUUUGGGCCCAGGCCCAAAUAUCCCAGCUGGCUUAGGCUUUUGACGAGAUGGUUCUAGGGUGUCCUGCUGCCUUUUGUUUCCCUCAAUGUAUUGUGCCUGGAUUGUGUCAUUUUUCGCAUGAGUUUUUAAUUAAAUUUAAACUUCAAAACAUU